Molecule: messenger RNA, 1143 nt
Organism: Monoraphidium neglectum
Lineage: Eukaryota; Viridiplantae; Chlorophyta; Chlorophyceae; Sphaeropleales; Selenastraceae
Exons: 5
Coding region: 1-1143 (380 amino acids)
Biological process (GO): regulation of DNA-templated transcription
Molecular function (GO): zinc ion binding; sequence-specific DNA binding
Source: RefSeq, a predicted model, not a curated record
AUGGAGGCGAUCCCCGUCGGCCCACACGGCGGCGACGGGCCCACAGUCAAGCAGGCCGACGAAAGCUGCCGCGCCGGGUCUCCGCCGGCGCCGGCCCCCUCCGCCUCGAUAGCAAGCGACACCACCGCGCUCCAGCCCCCGGCCAGCAGCAGCGCCGCGCCCGGCGGCAGCACCGCCAGCGCUGCGCCCGCGGCCAAGCUGCUAUCCCUGGAGCAGCUGCAGGCGCUCAUGCGCCAGCAGCCGCGCCCCCUGAUCCCGCUGCUGCAGCCGCUCCUGCCGCUGCACAAGGCCGGCGGCGCGGCGCACCAGCAGCAGCUGGCGGCGGCGCUCAAGAGCAAUGCCGCGGCCAUGGCCGCCAUCGCAGCGGCCACCGCGGCGCGCACGGCGGCCGUCCAGCAGCAGCAGCACCAGCAGCUGGUCGCCGCUGCGAAAGAGCAGGACGACGGGAAGGCACCCGCGGCCGGCGGCGCGGCCGGCGCGCCGACCGCGGCGGCGGGCGCCAAGGCUGUGCUGUCCAUGCAGCCAGUGCCGCUGCUGCAGCUCGGCUUCAGCGGGCCGCAGCUGCUCGCCCUGAAGCAGGGGUCCGCCGCAAACGCCAAGCUGACUCAGCAGUUGCUGGCCGCGGUGGCCAAGCAGCAGCAGCAGAUUCAGCAGCAGCAGCAAAUCAUCAACAAGGGGCAACGCAUGCAGGCCGCCGGCCUGCCGCCGCUGCCGGCGGCAGCAGCUGCGCAGCUGCUGCGCCGCGGCGGCGGCUCGCUCAAGGGCCCCUGCAGCCACUGCGGCACGCAGAGCAGCAGCCAGUGGCGCAGCGGGCCGCAGGAGAAGCCGUGCCUGUGCAACGCGUGCGGCCUGUUCUGGAGCAAGCGGCGCUCCCUCCCAGAGGAGACCUGCAAAGUGGCGGUCGAGCUGGAGGGCCCCUGCAACCACUGCGGCGCAGACUCGUCCAACCAGUGGCGCGCCGGCCCCGAGGGCGUCGCGCUGUGCGACCCCUGCGGCCUCCACUACCGCAAGACCAAGACGCUGCCCAAGCGCAAGCGCCGCUCCCUGGCGGUCGCCUUCCAGGGCUGCCACCACUGCGGCACGCGCUUCUCGCCGCAGUGGCGCGGCGGGCCGCCCGAGGCGUCUGUCCUGUGCAACGCAUGA